Molecule: messenger RNA, 1389 nt
Organism: Sinocyclocheilus rhinocerous
Lineage: Eukaryota; Metazoa; Chordata; Actinopteri; Cypriniformes; Cyprinidae
Product: torsin-1A-like
Exons: 5
Coding region: 120-1085 (321 amino acids)
Biological process (GO): nuclear membrane organization; protein localization to nucleus
Cellular component (GO): endoplasmic reticulum; nuclear envelope; endoplasmic reticulum lumen
Molecular function (GO): kinesin binding; ATP hydrolysis activity; ATP binding
Source: RefSeq, a predicted model, not a curated record
UUAGUACGCAAAGCCUAAAGGGAACUAAAUAUUUGCGGAAGGAGCGUCAGUUCCCCUCCGAGUUCCUUCCAAAAACGAAACCGUGACUGAAAGAAGCCUAUAGAUUAUUCGCUUUCACAAUGAAAGUGCAUUUGUUAAUAGUUUUAUUGCUGGUGUCUAAUAUAACAUUAUCUUCAGGUGUUCUGGAUGUUUUCGCGGCUGCUGUAUCUGUGGUUUACAAAUUUUUUCAACGGGACGAUUUGCUGCCUUUUGACUUUAAACGUUUGGAGAAAGAUUUAAAAGACUCUCUCUUUGGGCAGCACAUUGUGUCUGAUGUUGUACUGAAAGCUGUAACAUCAUUUAUGAAUGACAGCAACCCAAACAAACCGCUGGUCCUCUCUUUCCAUGGGACUACAGGAGUUGGGAAAAAUCAUGUUGCUAAAAUCAUUGCGAGAAAUGUGUACAAAAAAGGGAUCCAGAGCAAGCAUAUUCACACGUAUAUAUCUGAGCAUCAUUUCCCACACAGAACAAAGUUAGACUUAUACAGCGCACAGCUAAAACAGUGGAUUCAUGGAAAUGUAUCAAGUUUUCCCCGCUCCAUGUUCAUAUUUGAUGAAAUGGACAAGAUGCAACCACAGCUGAUCGAUGUCAUAAAACCUUUUCUAGACUACAAUGCCCGUGUCGAUGGAGUGUCAUUCCACAAUGCAAUCUUCAUUUUUCUUAGUAAUGCAGGUGGGAAUGUGAUUGCUGAAGUGGCUCUGGAUUUCUGGAGAGAAGGCAAAGAUCGGGAAGAGCUUUGGAUGAACAGCAAGGAACUGGAGACUAAGAUCCUUCAAAACAUCUUCAACAAUAAGAACAGUGGAUUUCUACACUCUAGUAUCAUAGAUCAUCAUCUGGUUGAUCACUAUAUUCCUUUCCUACCUCUGGAGCUGAAGCAUGUGCGUCAGUGUGUCAUGGCUGAGAUGCUUCAUCUGAACAUGACCCAAGACUAUGAUCUGGCAGAUAGAGUGGCCAGAAACUUGCCCUUCUUCCCUGAAGAGGAGAAAAUCUUUGCUGUUAAAGGCUGCAAGUCUGUCAGACAGAAGUUGGUGCUGUACGUUGAUUAGCAGCAUAUUGCCUAGUACUGUUUUGACUGUUCUGUAGUCCUAUUAAUAUUUCAAUCUUAAUGAGUUACAUUGCUAUCUGAAGUCUGAAUACCUCUGUAUUAAACAUUUGAAACAAUUUGUCCAGUCUGUUUAAAUUUGGUACCACAUUCUUUAGUCCUACCAGAUUUUUGAAGUAGCCUACCCUUGGAGGCAUUUUAUACAUCACUAUACCAUGGUGGAAGUGUUUUUGCAAGGCGUGGUAGCCUAAUACCAUAUUUGUUAUAAUACUAUGUUUGUUAUUGCAAUAAACACCAUGGAAUAGAGA